Pieris napi is the source of this 4032-nucleotide messenger RNA. RefSeq names its product RING finger and CHY zinc finger domain-containing protein 1 (gene Rchy1). Gene Ontology annotation, cellular component: nucleus. Gene Ontology annotation, biological process: protein ubiquitination; ubiquitin-dependent protein catabolic process. Gene Ontology annotation, molecular function: ubiquitin protein ligase activity; zinc ion binding. Bases 168 to 1133 code for a protein of 321 amino acids. The transcript is spliced from 7 exons. Lineage: Eukaryota; Metazoa; Arthropoda; Insecta; Lepidoptera; Pieridae. The record is from RefSeq and is a predicted model, not a curated record.
ACUUUUCGUUUCUUUAAAUUCGACUUCUUGAUGUUCAUUGAUGUUUAAUGAAAUCAAUUAAUUGAGAGUUCAGACUUCUUCAUCGAUUGGUCAUAACAAGCAACCUUGAAUAGCUUAACUGUGCGGUCAUUGUUAAUUACGAGUUAAAUAGAUAUGAUCCUUUAACAAUGUCGAAGGAUGCUGCUAUUGGACCUGAUGAAUCUGCGGCAGCUAUCGAACAAAUAAUUGAAAAACGUGUUGGCUGUGCCCAUUAUAAACGUCGAGCAAAAUUCGUGUUCCAGACACCCUGUUGCAAUAAGUUGUACAUGUGCCGGUACUGCCACGAUGAGAAUGAGGAGCACUACUUCAACCGUAAGUCGGUGACUGAGCUGAUCUGUAUUGAGUGUGACACUCGGCAGAAAGUCCAGGCUGAAUGUCAAAAUUGUGGUGUACGAUUUGGAAAGUAUACAUGCCUCAUUUGCAACCUGUUUGAUGAUGAAGACAAGAAGCAGUACCAUUGUGAUGGCUGUGGAAUUUGCCGUGUUGGUGGCAGGGACCGAUUCUUUCAUUGUGAGAGAUGCAAUAUGUGUUUACCAGUGCAGUUGAAAGAAGUUGGUCAUAGAUGUGUAGAAAACGUGUCCCGUGCAAACUGUCCAGUGUGCCUUGAAGAUAUUCACACAUCUCGAAUACCAUGCCACAUCCCAGAUUGUGGACAUCUGCUCCAUCGACCAUGCUUUGAGGAAAUGUUAAAAUCUGGUCAUUAUGCUUGCCCUACAUGCCAGACUAGCAUGAUUGACAUGUCAACAUUAUGGAAAUAUCUGGAUUCUGAAGUGGCAGCCACACCUAUGCCUCCAGAAUAUGCAGAUUACAAAACAACUAUACUCUGCAAGGAUUGUCAUAAGUUAUCAACUGUAAAGUUCCAUGUGGUCGGGCUCAAGUGUCAACACUGUGGUGCAUAUAAUACUUGCCAGACUAAUGGUUUUCACAAAGAUGCGGGAACAUCUGAGCAAGUAGACUCUGCCACUUCAUCGACAAGCCGCAGUGCUUCAACAUCGACACCGACAAGUCGACGUGGUUCCUCGUCCUUCGAGCGCGAGUCUGAUGAAAAUGAACUGCCCCGAGCGAAUCCUAUGGAUGAACCCCCGCAGGCCUGACCUAGGAUUCCACCUCGCACCGAUCUCAUCGAUGCGAGGCUGAGAGAAAGUAGAAAUAGGGAACUGAAUGGAAUUCGAGAACAAUAUUGCAAUUAUGAAUGGGACGAAGCUUAUGAGGAAAUUGGAAAUAUAGCUGGUCCGAGUGGAUGGAAAACUGGAAACAAUGCUGAACAAAGCGGAACCACAGCUAGUUAUAGUAGAGCUGCAUCUGUACAAAGUAAUACUAUUAGACCUAGUGGAAGUGGUCACAGUAGAACCAUUAAUACCAGAAGUUCACAAAAUGAAACCAGUCGUGAAAGUAGUGGAACCACACCCGGCAACAGUGAAUAUAGAAGAACUAGAGCUAGCUACAAUAGAACCAACCCUGAACAUAGUGAAGCCACAGCAGGCUAUAGUGGAACCUCAUGUGAACGCAACGGAGCCGUGACUAGAAAGAAAAAAUCUUUAAAAAAGGAAACCAGUACAGACAGUGAAACUCAGCAAGAUCCAAGCAGUAGGAAAGAUAAGAAGGGAACUAAAAAAUAACCAGUUGUCUCUUUCGGUCAAGUACAUACUUAGAUAAUAAUUGCUAUUGUUUUGUAUUUCACGUAAGAUAAAUUAUUUAGACUAAAAAUUAUUUUACAUAAAAAUUUUAAGAUAUAGUACACUCAUCUUGAUAUUAUUUAGUAUUUAAAUAAUCUGUUGUAUUUACAGCGAAAUUAAACUUAGGAACCUUUUUCGUGUCCCUUUCGACUAAGUAUUUAUAACAUUAUUGUAGUUACACACCAUCGAAUAAAUCUUUAAACGUUUUGAACCUUUCUUCCUUAACAUUAUGGUAUUAAUUUAGCAGCACAUUCUCUAUUAGCUACCAUCAUAUGUUUUUGUAUGUAACCCAAAGUUAGCACUGGCCUCCGAAACUACAGAACCACCUUUGCCUAUCAGCACAUGGAACUUGCGUAGGUUCUUCUCCAUAGCGUCUUUCCACAGAUCUGCGGCUGGUCGGUAUGCCGAGAUACGCUUUUUUAACACUCUGUUCUUCUCCUCUCUUAAGAUAACCACUCUAAUGGAAUCUUUCGACUUUAGCUUCACCAAUUAUGUUGGGUUCGCCUAUCAGGUCCUCGAUCUCUUCUUCUUUCCUGACUCUCAAGCUUCCAUCCUCAUGUUUGUCGGGCCUAGAAUCUUCCGCAGAACUUUUCUUCGGCUACUGACAACUUCUCUUCUUUGAAGGUCAGCGUUCAAGUCUCAUCCGUAAAACAAUAUGAGUCUUAUAACCUUUUUUAAAUACGGAGAUGGGUACUUCUGAUGAGCUUGGACGCUAACUUUGAAUCCGGAUGUGAACUCUUCCCUUAUGUUUGUGUCCGUUGCAGUACUAUGCGUAGAUUUCCGAUACUAUAGCUCGAAGUAAUUGCGGUGCGGCGCCGCACCGCACACUUACCGCAUCGUGUGGCCGCGCUCUUAUACUCUAACAUAGGUAAAUUUUCCAUGCAACAUGUUUUGGUUGUUUUUCAACUCCCAUCUCAUUCUGAUUUAUUCCCAUAUCUAUUUCAAAAAGAUACUUAAUUCAACCAUAGCAAGGUUUACUUUCUAUAGAACGUUAGCUUUUGUCUACUCGAUGAAUUUUGUGUGUAACUCGUGGAGUUGGAGCUUUAUCAGUUAAUGAUACAAGUUGCUCACAAUAUGUUAUAAAUUUAAGAAGUAAAUUUUUGUAAGAAAUAUAAUGAUAGCUACGAUUUUGGACCAUCAGAAUGAAAAUACUGCAAGGUGCAAAUUUGUCCAGAGUUCACGUAGCUUUUCUACAGUUUUUAUGCUAGGUAAUUAUGAACGUACUAAACUGUGAUCGUUGCGUAAGAUAUUUUCGACGCUAAAUUUAUUCAUACGAAUAUUAAAAAAUGUAUUUUUACACGAAAACAAUGUCUCAAUCAAACCAAUCAACCAAUCUGGUUGACCAAAUAUAUGUUAGAAAUAAAAGUAUAACCUAUAUUAUUGUCGUUUAUUUACGAGAUUAUUAAGAUUUAAAAAGGUUAAAUAAAUUUCAUAGAUUUAACUAUGCCCGUUUAUUUAACUUCUGAUUGGUCAAACGGAUUAGAUAUGCUGUUAACUUUUGGUUUAUCAUUUAACUUAUUAUAAAAUUAUGAUAAACGCUUUUUCUAUAAGAUUAAUUUUUAAAUGUAUGUUUCGUAAACUUCUCGGCUAUUUUUCGGAACUAAAUUCUUGCUUAUUGUAAUAUUAUUGUUACUGCUAUUUUACAAUAUAUUUAGUUAUCCAAAGGUUCUUUUAACUACUACAUAAAAAGUGCUCAUUGUAUAAAUAUACUAAUGUACAUAUGUAGUUUUAAUUUUUGCGUAAGUGGAAUAAUCUUUAAAUUAACUCUCAUAAAUCAGUCUUGAGAUUAAACACAAAUGACAUAAAGAAACAAAUGAGUAGAUCAAUGUCAUAAGACUGAUUUAGUUGAAGAAUACUGGGUUUUUAUUGAAGUACUAAUUUGUAAUAAAACUAUGUUGAUAUGUUUCACAAAUUUCAUAAGUUAAUAUUUUAUUGUAAUAGGUCAUGAAGUACAAUCUAAGACAAUAGCUGGAAAUAUAUAGAUUAAUUAUUGAAACCACAGAUGCCUGAAAACUCACACAAAUUGUUGUACGCUAAUUCAUCUAGAUUUUAGUUAUUUAUUCGGAAUAAUAUGUAAACUGUACUAUCAGAGUGAGACAUUAGUGCAGUGAUAGCCAACGCUUUAGAUUUUAAAUAAUUUACCUGUUUUACUUAUGUUUAGUGUAUUUAAUACAUAAAAACUGUAUUAAUACUGAAACAAAAUAUUUUCUUUAGAUUAGCAAAGAUAUUAGCAAAUGUCGUAUUACGUUAGUUAACAAUUCCUUACCUAUAUUAUAAGGUUGUUGUACGUUUUUAUUAAUAAAUGUAUUUGAAUUAA